AUGAAGUACUCAUGCCUUCUCGUCGCCGCCUUGGCCUCACUCAUCACCACCGUCGUCGCCCACAAACCUAGGGGUUUUGAUGACCCCUGGGGCUGGAAGCCCACUGGACCAAGAUGCAAGUACAACGAGAAAGGCGUGUACGGCUGCUUUGGACAGAAAAUUAGCCAAGAAGAAAAGUACCCCGAGGAUGCGAAUGAGCUCAACAAGGUGCCGGAAGGCGGGCGAUGGCCAGGCACGCCAGGGGGCCAUGCAUGA
This is a messenger RNA of Alternaria burnsii, 255 nucleotides long. RefSeq lists its product as uncharacterized. Lineage: Eukaryota; Fungi; Ascomycota; Dothideomycetes; Pleosporales; Pleosporaceae. The coding region runs from base 1 to 255 and encodes 84 amino acids. The record is from RefSeq and is a predicted model, not a curated record. The transcript has 2 exons.